Anthonomus grandis grandis is the source of this 2877-nucleotide messenger RNA. RefSeq names its product transcriptional adapter 3-B (gene Ada3). Lineage: Eukaryota; Metazoa; Arthropoda; Insecta; Coleoptera; Curculionidae. Gene Ontology annotation, cellular component: SAGA complex. The transcript has 8 exons. The record is from RefSeq and is a predicted model, not a curated record. Gene Ontology annotation, molecular function: transcription coactivator activity. Gene Ontology annotation, biological process: regulation of transcription by RNA polymerase II. The coding region runs from base 121 to 1461 and encodes 446 amino acids.
UGUCAUAAACAUUACCCAUUUUCUUGGGAAUUUAGUAUACACACUUUAUAUUAUAUUUUUUAACAAAUUAAAAACAAACUAAAAGUUAAUUGUCGGUGGAUUUAGGCUGUAAUAUAAAUAAUGAUAAGUUCAAAACGCUCUUCGCUGACUUCUUCGAAGGGUAGCAACAAAUGCAAUGGUAAACUUAAAGAAAUAUUGUCUUCUUCAUCAAAACCCAAGACAGCUGAACCCAAAGUUCCUGAUAUAAAAGAUCUCUCUAAUAUUCCUGUUAUUAACCAAGCAGAUAAUGCGAGGGUGUUACCAAAAUACACUGCCCUUCUACUAAAAACUAGUGAAGAAGGGGUUUCUAUGGAGGACAUAGAUCAACUGCAACAAGAUCUAGAAAAACUUCUCUGCACUAAUGCUAUAAGAACUAGAUUCUUUAUGGGAGAGUACACUCAAGCUGAUCAAAAAGACGGUGACAAGAAAAAUUCUGAACGGAUGUCCUUAAAAAGAAAAAGACCAGAUGAAAAACUGAAAUACAAAGAAAUAAAAAAUGGAUUAAGACUUAUUAAGAAAGGUCCAUUUAAAGCAUUUAAUGACAAGACAUUUAAAGAAGUUCCAAAGAUAACUUUGCCUAGAAAUGACAACUCUGAUAAAUUCUGGGCAUCAAUUGAACCCUAUUGUGCACCAGUGACCAAGGAUGAUGUCAAUUUUUUGGAUGGUCUCAUUCAAGAAUUCUCAAAAGAAAUUGAUAAAAAAAUUCCUGAGUUAGGUGAACAUUAUGCAAGUAGUUGGUCUGGAGAAUUGAUGAAUGAUGAACAAAAUUUGGGAAAGUCUAAUGCUAAAAGGCAUGCUGAAAUCCGUCGACAUGGAAUGCAAACAUUGGUACACUCGUUUGGGGCUCCACACACCCAAAGACUAUUACAUUUAAUUCAAGAGAAAGCUAGUAAAAUAGAUGAACUUAAGUCUUGUGGGAAUAAACAAAAUGGCUCAAAAACUAAGAAAAUUAAGUCGUCAGAAAUAAGUGAACUAAAGCAGCACAUUGGACAAAAAAUAGGUUUUUGUAUAGAAAAGAGGUUGUUAAGGGAGCUAGUUGAGCAAGGAAUACUUACUCAAGAUGUCAUGUACAGGGAUAUUCCAGAUGAUGAAAUCUUAACAGAAAUCAAGAAGUGCCAACAAGAACUUCUAACAGUGAACAAAUAUAAUGUGGAUGAACUACAUAAGUUACGGACCGCAGUUUUAAAUGACAUUCAUUGCAAUCAGCUUAAAGUUGACUUGGACAAAAUUGACAAGGAGGUUUUGGACUUAUACAAUAAUAUCAAAAUGGCCAGGAUGCAGGAAGAGGGUAAAGACUAUGAUCAAGUUUUUACAGUUAAAAUGAUAGCUGAAUAUGAACGAAAAGCUAAUGCUCUCUUACGGCAACAACAUGUUCUGAAUCGUGAGAUUAACAGCAUGACCAAUAUGUCAAUGCUUUACUGAUGGUUAAAUUCAAUAUAAUUGGGUUCAGUGAAUUAGUACCACAAGGUUGAACACCUUAGGCUGGUACUUUCAAUGAACCUGGUUGUAUUGAAUUGAAACUUAAAUUUUUAUGUUUUCUUAUAAAACUUUUUGUUUCAAUUAUGGUUUUGUGACCAAUUAAUUUGAAAUUUAUCUUAUAAAAAUGGAAAGGUGUAAAAUAUGGGAUCUUAGUUUUCACAUUUUUUUUUUUAAUUUUUAAAGUUUGAGCACAACUGAAUGGUUUAACAUAGAUCUUAAUUCAGUUUUCAACAGACUUAGUGGUAAUAUUUUAGAACUAAGUUAACUAUUUUUUGUGCCGAUGAUGUACAAAGCCAAAAGUCAGUCUUGAACAUCCACAUAUAAUUAUGUAAUUUUUAGAAUUUUUAUGUUGCCGCUAUAGAGCGUAACAGAACUUAACCAUAAGCAAUAACUUUUUAGAGAAUAGUGCAUUUGCUAUAUAAUUAUUAUUGACUUAGGUGAUUAUUAUUGGUGAUCAUAAUAAAUUAAUUUAGCAUGUGCAUGUAAGCAAGGCCUAUGUGGUAAGUGUGCCUUAAACUGGUUAAAAAGUUUAAUACUUAUUACCCUAUUAUAUAGUACUAGAUGUGGGGUAACUCAAGAAGACUUAUAUUUACAUCCUUACAGCCUAUAACUGAAAGUGAAAUAACGCAAAAAUAAUUUCUUCGUGGUCCGUUUGGUUUAUUUAUACAAAAAUAACAUUACAAUUAGCUAUUUAUAGUUUGUCGGUUUUGUACAAAACAUUUAAUUUUAGUUUUCUUUAAAUGGAAAUUCAGAGAAAUUUAAUAAGAUAAUAAGUUGAAUCAUUGAAAAAAAUUGUUGUUCAACUACAACUUUUUAAGAUAUAUUUUUUGUUACAAUUUAUUUUUUAAGCGACAAGUUGUUAUAUUUUAUUGUUUCCUUUACUUAUUUAAUUCCUUAAAGAAGUCACCGUAACCGCUUUUGAAAAUUCUUAGUCUCUUUCAAAUGUUUAAUGUCAAAAAACUUAAUUCUGAAACUACUAACUAGUUUAAGUAAACGCCUAAAAAUACCCUUACAUAUUUAAGUAUUCAAUAUAUUCACAAGUGAUAAAUCAUUAUCGAGUAACUAAAUACUUUAAAAAGAAUGGCAUGCAUUAUAAACUUACCACAUGGAUUCCUUAUGCUUACGCAUCAUGUACUAAAUAUUGCUAUCCUAUUCAAUUACUUGACAUAUUUUUUUUACUUUUGUUUCUUUUUACAUAUAAUAUACUCAAUUAUUGUUUCUAUAAAAACAAUAAAUACCGCGGAAAGCUAGUUGUGGAUGCCUUAAAGAUGCUCCUUUUGAAAGAAACAUCGACAACAAACAAACGACUCAGAUUUUAAAUGUUUUUAGGGAAUAUCUAAGGGCAUUUUUUAAAAAGAA